GAGCUGAAGGCGGGGCGCGGUGGUAGUAGGCCCAAGUCAACAAUAUGGCGGCCAGGGGUUGCUACGGUACCCUAGUUUGAGGGGGGUUUCGGAGGCCUCGCCUCUCUAUUCUACCUCAGAUCUUCCUCAGCUCGCCCGCCAUGGCCCGGCACAGAAAUGUCCGUGGCUACAACUACGACGAAGAUUUUGAAGAUGAUGACCUUUAUGGGCAGUCUGUAGAUGAUGAUUACUGCAUCUCACCAUCAACAGCUGCUCAGUUUAUUUAUUCAAAACGAGAUAAUACUUCAGUCUCUGCAGAACCUUUAGAGGAAUAUGAUUAUGAAGACUCUGAACAUAGCAAUUUUAUCUCCAGUCACCAGCUGACUAGACUUGAAAAAGCUCAGCUAAAUUCAUGCCUUGAUCAUAUGAAAGAAGUUCUUGGAAAUACAGUGCCAGAAAAAUUGCUGGUGGAAGCAGUACUCAGCAGUAACUUUGAUAUACAGCAAGCUUUGGACUCCAUCCUUGCACAAGACAAUAAGCAAAAUGGGAAGACCAAGAAUGAGGAUAAUGUAAUUGUAGGAAAACCAACUAAAGGCUUAUUUUGUUCAGAAAUAUUUUCUAAUAUUAAUCACUUGACUAAUUUGGUUGAAAACAUUUCUGAUUCCACUGGUUUCUCCUUUACUUUUAAUGGUCCAGUUGUCAAUGCUGAAUCCACUUAUAAUACUUCAGUUCCAAAUGAUAAAAUUCUCUUCAGAUCCAAAUGUUGGAAAACUCCCGCUAAAAAGAAAACUAUCACAUCUUCAUGCAAAUCCUUGGAAAUUAUUCCUUUAUCAUUAAGUGAUGGCAAUGAACAAUCCAAGUGUGACACCCUCCCACAAGCUGAGAGCAAUAGCACUACAGCUGGUGAAUCUUGCAUUGAAUAUAACACUUGCUUUAAUUCGGGGACUGAAUUGCUUAAAAAAAACCUAUCAGAAAAAACUUCUUGGAAUUGGUCUGAGUUUAAAGACCUUAAAGACUUAAAAGAUAUACUUCGUGAAACAGGUGAUUCAUCAGAUGCACAAGCUGGUUCAUUAAUCAUGCCACAGAAAAAAAAUAAUUGUGGACUCAAAAGCUGCUUGAAUAAUUACUUUGAUAAUUUAAAACUAGAUAAUGUAAAUACUACAUCUAAUAAAAUGACUGAAUCUUUUGAAAGCAAAAACAAGUGUUGCUUUCAAGGAUGCAAUAGCAAUUCUUCAAAGGUUAGCAACCGAGCAUUUUCAAUGUCUGAAAGUCCAUCACUGGCUGAUCUCCUGCAGGAGCACCAAGGAAACAAUUCAAGCAAGCCUUGCUCAUUGCAUAAUCUUUGCAAUUUACCCUCAGCAGACCUUACGGAUAUGGAAUUAGAACAUUCAGCGUUGUCUCAGCUUGCCAAUCAUCUUCCAGUAUCAUGUGGCAUGACAGAACUCUCAGGAUCCUUAUCUUCCUUGACACAUUCUAAGUCAUCUCCAGUAAAAGAACUUGAGAGUUUAUCACUUUCAGAUUUAAUUGCAAAAUCUAUUGCAGUAGACAGCCCUGAAAUAAUAAACAGCCAUUCAGAAUUUCAUUUAGCUAAAAAGGUACAACCUUCAGUCGUAAAUUCAGAUAUUGAUCUAAGUGUACUUAUUAGAAAAUCAACAUUAUCACCAGAGCCCGAAGAAAUACAAUUAAAUACAAUGGUUCCAGAAACUGAAGCCUUAUUUUCAAAGCAGGGGCAGCGAAUGUUUUUAACUAAAGUAAGCAAGAAAAGCAAAAAAAAAGUGAGGUCACCUAUUUUAAAAGGCACAGUUUCAUGGGCAAAAGCUUUGUGUGCAAAGCCCUCCACUUUUGCUAUAACUUUAUGUCUUCAUUACCCUUCAAAGAGAUGUAAACAUCAAAAUGUAAAUAUUCAUAAGGCUUUUUUGUAUAGCAGGCAAAUACAAGAAGCAAAAGUUAAUGAAAUUGGACCCUUAAUGGCAAUCACUCCAUUUGAUUUCAAAUCACCAUCUCCUGAUGAUAUUGUAAAAUCAGGUCAAAAGAAGGCAUUCACUAGGUAGUGCAAUGAACCAAUGUUACUUUGAUUAUUUCUGGAUUUUAAACUGUUUUAUACAAGAUUAUUUUGGAUUCCAAAUUGGAAUAGAUUUUGUAAAAGCAAAAUAAAUUUCAGGUUAUAUUGGGUAGCUCAAUUUUUAGUAAACAUUUAAAAGGAUACACUGGAUUCUAGUCUUGUUAUUGUUUUAUCACUUAUUGAAUUAUUUUGGUAGUUUGGAGAAAUAUUGUACAGUACUAAAAAGGAACAAUAUUAACUAUGAUUUCAGAUUUACAAAUUACAUUGUGGAACAAAUUCUUGAAAAAAUAUAUUACUACAAGUAAUUCACCAUUAAGUAAUUUUUUUUAACAUUUGAUAUGCCACUUAAAUACUUCGAAACAUAUAUCUUUCUUUUCCUAAUUUUUACCUAUUAAUUCAUAAAUCUGAGUUGCAAUAUGGUUUAUUUAUUUUGAUUUUAGAAUGAAAUGCAAAUCUGUCCACUGCAGUUUGUCAUUUUUCAGGGAUCUGUGCAUAAGAAAAUGAAAAACAGAUCAUAUAUGAAUCAGCCUUUUCCUCCAUCUUUUUGUCAUACAUCUUGAAAAAUAAGUAACAAAGACUCUGUAAUAGUGUACAAACACUGUUGGGUAUCGUAGUAAACAAUUUAUAAACUUCAAUGGAAGAAGUUUUACUUAUUUGAAAGCCACCCUGGCUUUUAGAUAAGUUCUACAAGACAGUAUGUAAAUUCCUUUUUUCACAUAGAAUAUUGUAUAGCCAAUGAUGUAAGAAUAGAUGGGAAGGUUAUGUGAUUAAUCUACUUCCCACUGAGAAUCCAAUUCAGUGGGGCCAAUUGAAGAUUAUUGAUACAAGUUUUAUGAGGAUUAUAGAAGAAAGAUGGACUUGCCUGAACAUGAUUGGAGAAAUAUUGCAGUAUUUGUAUGAAGUGACCCAAUCUGAAAAUUCUCUUAUUCCAUAAGAUAACGCUUAUAGUAUAUGAUAGGUCACACAGCCAUUUUUGGUGGGGAACGAGAGCCUUGAGGGAAGGGCAGAAAAAAACAGAUCCAUGAUAUCAACUUGCUGGUUGAAUAUGCAUCAUUGGGCAUUACAGUUUUUUUAAAAAAAUAUUUUUGUUUAUUUUUUCAGUUAAUGAAGUAACUUUUUUUUGCCCAAAUAGGUAUACAUGAUAGGGAACUGUUGCCAAUCUUUUUUUUUUCUGGACUGUAUUUCUAACCUGUAUAUAUGCAUAUAUUGAAAUAUAUUAAAGAUGCAUGCUAAAACAUUUUAGAUGCAUUGUUAAAAAUAACAUAUAUAAAGUGGUUCUUUAAAAAGUUUUGAAACUAAUAAAACACUAUUUCUAUAUUGAUUAAUAAAGGUAUUUAUUCUCCAUGUAGUAAAACUUAGUAAAUGACUAAAUAUCUAAUUUUGCUUAAUAUGACCAUAUUUGGACACUUUAAUCUUGAUAGGAUAAUAAUU
Messenger RNA from Pseudonaja textilis, 3472 nucleotides. It is a transcript of the gene HBS1L, whose product is annotated as HBS1 like translational GTPase. Gene Ontology annotation, molecular function: GTP binding; GTPase activity. The record is from RefSeq and is a predicted model, not a curated record. NCBI's taxonomy places the organism in Eukaryota, Metazoa, Chordata, Lepidosauria, Squamata, Elapidae.